UCUUAGGUGGUACAUGUUCAUAGAUGGUGACACGAAAAUCAAAAUUUACUGAUCACACAUAGCUGUCAAAUAUUAGAUUUUGAAAUUAUUUUUCUUGCUUGAAGACCAAAACAAACAACAAAAAAACAGUUGAUCUAAAACUCAACAUCGCCAUCUAGCGUUAGGAGUGUCAAUCACAAUUUCUAACUCGGUCAAUACAGCUGGAAGUAAAACGACUAAACGGCGGGGGACAAAAUGAAUCCCAUUUUCAAACCGUCGCUUCAUAGGCAGAGACAUGACUUUGUCGUUGACUUUGUCAGGAAGAAUAACCCCAAAAAGGUGGUGGAUUUGGGUUGCGCUGAGUGCAGCCUCCUACAAAAACUUCGGUUUUACCGUCACAUUGAAUUGUUGGCCGGCGUUGACAUUAAUGGCGCCAAGCUGAGCAAAAAGAAGCAUGGACUGGCUCCUAUAGCGACUGAUUAUCUGCAGCCACCUCUUCAUCAAUUGUGUGUGCAGCUGUUCCAGGGAUCUGUCACACAAAAAGAUGCUCGCUUCAGAGGAUUCGACUUGGUGACCAGUAUUGAGCUCAUUGAGCAUCUCCCUCUUGACGAUUUGUACCAGUUUUCUGAGGUGGUCUUUGGAUACAUGGCUCCACAAAUGGUGAUCAUCACAACCCCAAAUUCAGAGUUCAACAGGCUUUUUCCAGGAAUGUCUGGUUUCAGGCACAGUGACCACAAGUUUGAGUGGACCAGAGUGGAGUUCCAAUCCUGGUCCCGGAAUGUAUGUUUGGAAUAUGGCUAUAAUGCAGAGUUCACCGGUGUGGGACAAGCUCCCCAAGGCCACGAGGAGAGUAUCGGCUUUUGCACCCAGAUUGGUGUGUUUCACAGGCUGCCCAUGAACAGAGAUGGCCACAUGUUAGCUGACAAUGCAGAAGAUCAUUUCCCGUACACGCUGCUUUAUAGUGUAACUUAUCCCAGCCUACGUGACCACAAUAUCCUGCGGAAGACCCUGGUUAGUGAGUUGCUGUAUUGGGCCGAAAAGAUGAAAAAUGAAUGGCUGGAAAGCCUGACAGGGAAACAGGAAGAGGAACGUCCAGUGGAGGAGGACAAGCGAGAAGCAGGAGUGUAUGGAGAGAUCUGCUGGACAAAUAGUCAAGAGCUGCAGUGUCACACAUUGCAUAGGCAUGUGUCAGUUCCCCUGCGCUUGCUGUGGAAUUACUGCCCCAAGUUACAGGAGCUCAGUGGAAGUCUGGGAAAUCUGAGUCAACUAAUUAUGGAUGAUCCCCAAAUUAAAAUGAAUCAGCCACGCUCUGCUUUAAUUUUCUGCAUUCUGGAACAAGACCUCGGCGAUGAAGUUCCAAAUGAUCUGAUGGAUAGCGGCUAUGCAGAGAGCAGCCACGUGGAAGAGGAACACUGGGAGACUGAUUGAUAGUGUCCACUCAGUUUGGGAGUAAAACUUUGGUUUCAUGAUGUUAACGGAUUUCCAUUUCAGAUAAGGGAGACCGUGUGUUGAAAAGGAAGUGCAACAAUAAAAAAGAAAA
Hippocampus comes (tiger tail seahorse) is the source of this 1519-nucleotide messenger RNA. It is a transcript of the gene henmt1, whose product is annotated as HEN methyltransferase 1. Gene Ontology annotation, cellular component: nucleus; cytoplasm. Bases 235 to 1407 code for a protein of 390 amino acids. The transcript has 9 exons. Gene Ontology annotation, molecular function: O-methyltransferase activity; RNA methyltransferase activity. The record is from RefSeq and is a predicted model, not a curated record. Lineage: Eukaryota; Metazoa; Chordata; Actinopteri; Syngnathiformes; Syngnathidae. Gene Ontology annotation, biological process: piRNA processing; siRNA processing; RNA methylation.